Protopolystoma xenopodis is the source of this 219-nucleotide messenger RNA. NCBI's taxonomy places the organism in Eukaryota, Metazoa, Platyhelminthes, Monogenea, Polystomatidea, Polystomatidae. The record is from the annotation of a GenBank genome assembly.
AUGGCAAGACUCACUAAUGAUGUCGACUACGAUGCCGGCGAAACGUCUGAGAAUGCACCAAGCCCACGGUCUGAUGCCGGUAAUUAUGAUAACUACUAUGACAGACGACUUCGGACGAAGUGCGUCCUACUAAGUCCCCCUGACAACAAGGCCAAGUUGCGACAACGACGUCAAGCCACUUCUAUUAACCAUACGAGAUCUGAACAAGUUCCCUAUUAG